Messenger RNA from Anopheles maculipalpis, 579 nucleotides. RefSeq lists its product as uncharacterized. The record is from RefSeq and is a predicted model, not a curated record. The coding region runs from base 1 to 579 and encodes 192 amino acids. NCBI's taxonomy places the organism in Eukaryota, Metazoa, Arthropoda, Insecta, Diptera, Culicidae. The transcript has 3 exons.
AUGUGGUCCGGAUGGCACAGUUGGUUGGAGAAGCAGCGGCAAAGAUGCAGCAACAGGAUGCCAUGGAACAGUUCUGCCGUACAACCGAUGAAGGCAGCUUCAGCCGAAUUUACAUUUGCUGGUCAAACAUACUCAAUGCCAGGAAAGCGUCACCAAAGCUUACCAAGACGACUGUUGGGUAGUUUAAAACCGGAAAGAGUCGAGACUGAACAAUCGGAGCAAAGGUUUUUGAAGCAAUUGCUGAAAGAACAUGGUUUGUAUGAUAAACAUCAAACGAUACAGCAACGGCGCCGACUGAGACAUCUUUUAGAACUGGAGCAACGUGCGACAAAUAAUGAUGCUUCGGCGGUGCAAGCAGACACAAAUCGUCCGAAAUCUUUACCAAUUACUGCUGAAAUUGAAUCAGAACCACUUCGACGAGGUUUCUCACUAUCCGCACUCGCAACCCCAACCGAUGAAAACACUUGCCUACAGAAAGGAACCUCUUCCAUGCCGACUUUUAUCCAGAAAAUGGAGCAUACGCCGAAGCCCGAAAGUUCCAAAAUUAUCUCCGCGAUUCAAGGAGACAAAGCCAAUUAG